GAUACUUUGACUGGAGAAGUUACAACUCAAAAGAUGUAAGCAGAUCGAGUUUGGAACUUGGAAAAAAAUAAAAAAAUUGUGGUGGAACUCAACGGGGAUGGACAAGGAAGUAAUAAUGGUUCAAACUUGCUUGUGAGAUUUCUUGGCAAACUUUCUCAAAAGUCAAUAAUUUGUCCCAUAUCAGUUGAGAGAUGGGAUAGGAUGCCCGAGGCGAAAAAUCGCCUACAAUGGCAGUUAGUUGAGGAGAAUUUCGAGUUUGACUAUGCUAUUGGAAUCAAAUGGGUGAUGCGUACUUUACGCGAUAGAUGGAGGUCCUAUAAAUAUGCGUUAAGAAAUCAAACCUUCUACCCUAGCAAAAGUAAGGAACAAAUACUUGCUAAUCCUCCUCCAAACGUGGAUUCUAUUGAUUGGACUGCUUUUGUGUAUCACUAUAAAGAAGAGAAGAUGAAGACACAAAGUGAACAAAAUGCAAGAAAUCGAAGUAAACUUAAAGUCCCCCAUGCCGGUGGUAGCAAAAGCAAUGCAAGGAGAGGUCGUCAAAUGGAGAAAAAAUAUGGAAGGCCUGUGUGCCGAAGUGAGGUUGUUUUGUCAACUUUACUGAAGAAGAAUGGAAAUUAUGUGAAUGAGGAAGGGAAGAUUAUAGCUGAUAAAAUAUCAGAGCAUCUAUCUCAAGAUCAAGAACAUGCUGCCACUUUAGGUGUUCCAUUGAAGAUAUUGGCUCAUCCUAAUGACGCUAUUGGAAAAGUAUAUGGAGUUGAACAUUCUGGUCGUGUGCGUGGUUUAGGUGGUAAUGUUUGCCCCUCGACUGCUUUUGGAAUGCCUAAACAUUCAGUUAGUUAUGCGAAUCUUGGUGGUUCUAGUAAUACGUCUCAUCAACGUGUUGAAGACCUAGAGAAGCAUGUCGAAACCUUGGAAGAGAAGCUGACUGGAUAUGAAGAGACCAAGGAACAAUUUGUGGAGACCAAGGAACGACUUGCGCAAAAUGAGAAUCACUUGGCAACUCUUCAUAGGUUUUUACAAGCUAAAUUUGGUAGUGAGUUGCCUAGUUUCUCCUUAGAUUCUUCUUAGCCUUGCGUGGUUAUUUUUGAACCACCAACUAUUUUUUGUAUUUCCCUUACACUAGCAAUUGUGGUAUCGUUUUUGUAUAAUCAAGGCUUGAAACUUAUGUUUUGUUAUAUAUGACAAGUAGAA
Lycium barbarum (goji berry) is the source of this 1191-nucleotide messenger RNA. RefSeq lists its product as uncharacterized. The transcript has 5 exons. Lineage: Eukaryota; Viridiplantae; Streptophyta; Magnoliopsida; Solanales; Solanaceae. The record is from RefSeq and is a predicted model, not a curated record. The coding region runs from base 202 to 1068 and encodes 288 amino acids.